Messenger RNA from Candidula unifasciata, 3984 nucleotides. The record is from the annotation of a GenBank genome assembly. NCBI's taxonomy places the organism in Eukaryota, Metazoa, Mollusca, Gastropoda, Stylommatophora, Geomitridae.
AUGUCGAGAGUAAUAAAAUUCUUCAGGACCCCAGGUCUUACAGCGAGUCACCUGGAAUCUGCUGUUGGCAAGAUACAAGCAGUAGUUGGAGAUACAUUUGCCACAUUGACUACUGAAAUCUGCUACUAUAUUGGUGUUGAAAAUGGUGCACCUGAAGCAGACCUGUCCAUUAUAAAGUGGAUUUUGUCGGUUCCAUUCGAAGAAGAAAAGCUGACUGUAGAGCCUACGCUUAGCCUCAAACCGCAGUCUCUUUUCUUUGAAAUUGGUCCAAGGUUAAAUUUUUCAACAGCACAGUCAACCAACAGUGUAUCUAUUUGUAAUUCAGUUGGAUAUACCUUUAUCAAGCGGAUUGAGGUUUCAACCCGUUACCUUGUCACCUUUAAAGAUGGCGUUAAGCUUUCAUCCAUAAAUAAAGUGGCUGUGAUUAACUGCCUCCAUGAUAAGAUGACACAGUGCUGCUAUCCAGAGCCACUAACAACAUUCGACUUACCAAUCAAUCCUGAGCCUGUGUUUGAAGUGGACAUUUUAGGGCAAGGAAGGCAGGCCCUAGAGCAUGCUAACAAAACAUUAGGUUUGGCAUUUGAUGACUAUGACCUUGAUUAUUACACACGGCUGUUUCAAGAGAAAGUGCAGAGAAAUCCCACCAGUGUUGAGUGCUUUGAUCUCGCACAGUCUAACAGCGAACACAGCCGGCACUGGUUUUUCAAAGGCCGGCUAGUUGUGGAUGGUGUGGAGCAACCUCGUUCUCUGUUUUCCAUGAUUAUGGACACACAGUUAACAAGCAACGAUAACAAUGUCAUCAAGUUCAAUGACAAUAGCAGUGCCAUCAAAGGGUUUCCGGUCGAGUGUUUGGUUGCUGACAGUGCAGUUGAACCAUCUAUUUUGAAUGUGAAGAAAGACCAAACAAGACAUAUUAUUUUUACAGCAGAAACUCAUAAUUUUCCUACAGGUGUUGCACCAUUUGCUGGAGCAACUACAGGCACUGGUGGUAGAAUCCGAGAUGUUCAAGCAACAGGCAAGGGAGCGCAUGUGAUUGCUGGAACAGCUGGCUACAGUUUUGGGAGCCUGAAUAUACCAGGCUACAAUCUUCCGUGGGAGAAUCAAGAAGUUGAGUAUCCUUCAAACUUUGCUCUGCCAGUUGAGAUUGCUGUAGAGGCAAGUAAUGGUGCUUCGGAUUAUGGCAACAAAUUUGGAGAGCCGGUACUUGCUGGGUUUGCUAGAUCAUUUGGAAUGAAGACACCAGAUGGAGAAAGGAGAGAGUAUGUGAAACCCAUCAUGUUCAGUGGAGGGAUUGGAAUGUUAGAAAAGGACCAUGUGACCAAGGAGAUUGCAGACAUAACCAUGGAUGUGGUGAAAAUGGGUGGCCCAGUUUACCGGAUUGGAUUGGGGGGAGGUGCAGCAUCGUCUGUUCUCGUUCAAGGAGACAACAAGGCAGAACUAGACUUCAGCGCAGUUCAGCGCGGUGAUGCGGAAAUGGAGCAAAAAAUGAACCGAGUUAUUCGGGCAUGUAUAGAACUAGGAACACACAACCCAAUUAAAAGUAUUCAUGACCAAGGAGCAGGUGGAAAUGGAAAUGUGCUGAAGGAGCUUGCAGAACCAGCAGGUGCUGUGAUACGAGCUGAUGAUUUCCAGCUUGGGGAUCCAACAAUCAGCGUUAUGGAAUUGUGGGGAGCUGAAUAUCAAGAAAGUAACGCAGCUUUGGUCAGAAAGGACGAUCUUGUUUUGAUAAAAGCAAUUGGCCAGAGGGAGAGGUGCCCUGUAUACAGUGUGGGUUCAAUAACAGGAUCAGGAAAGAUUGAGCUUGAAAAUUUUAAGAAGGAUGUCAGUAAUGAUGACAAGUUCAGGAAACCAGUGGAUUUAAAACUGGAAUACGUUCUUGGUUCUAUGCCUGCAAAGGUUUUUGAAAUGAAGAGAAUAAAGCCAGUCUUGGAGCCACUUGUUCUUCCAGAUUCACUAACAGUGCAAGAAGCAUUGAACAGAGUUUUGCGCCUUCCAUCAGUUGCUAGCAAGCGCUACCUUACAAACAAAGUUGAUAGGUCAGUCACAGGCCUGGUGGCUCAGCAGCAGUGUGUGGGUCCACUGCACACACCACUUGCAGACGUCGCUGUUGUGGCCUUAUCCCAUUUUGAUACAGUUGGGGCUGCAACAUCAAUUGGAGAACAGCCUAUUAAAGGUUUGCUGGAUCCAGCAGCCGGAGCCAGACUUUCUGUGGCAGAAGCUCUGACAAACAUCAUGUUUGCUUCUAUCACUGAUAUUAAGGAUAUCAAAUGUAGUGGUAACUGGAUGUGGCCAGCUAAGCUGGAAGGUGAAGGAGUGGCUCUACUGGAUGCAUGUGAAGCAAUGUGUAGUUUCAUGAAGCAGAUUGGAGUUGCCAUUGAUGGAGGGAAAGACUCUCUCAGUAUGGCAGCAAGAGUCAGUGGAGAUGUUGUUAAAGCGCCAGGUACAUUGGUGAUCUCAGCUUACGUUGGUUGUCCAGACAUCAGACUAACAGUAACACCAGAUUGCAAAAGCCCAGAUGGCGAAGGUGUUUUACUCUACCUGCCAAUGAGUGCCACAAGCGACUGGCGUCUGGGUGGCAGUUCUCUGGCUCACUGCUUUCAGCAGCUUGGUGACCAGGUUCCUGACGUUGACACAGAAACUUUUAUCAGGACUUUUGCAGCAGUGCAAGAUUUAAUUAGAGAAAAGAAAUUAAAAUCAGGUCAUGAUGUCAGCGAUGGCGGUCUCAUCGUCUGUCUCCUGGAAAUGGCAUUUGCAGGAAAUUGUGGUCUUGUGGUUGACAUUCCAGUUACUGAAAGCAAAGUUUCUCCUCUGAAUGUUCUGUUUGCUGAAGAAGUUGGAGCUGUGGUGGAGAUCAGCAAAGCAGACCUCACAUAUGUCACUUCCAAGCUGGAUCGUGAGAAAGUACCCUAUUCUGUUGUUGGGAACUCACAUGGCUAUAAUCCGGAUAAAACAGCUCAGAUCUCUAUUGCUGUUAAUGGCAGUGUCUUGCUGGACUGUCCUAUGUCUGAACUUCGAGACAUAUGGGAGGAAACCAGUUUUGUUUUGGAACGAAGACAGACAAAUCGACACUGUAUAGUGGAGGAGCAGAUGGGCAUGAAGGAAAGAAAGAUUCCUCCAUAUACACUCAGUUUUGAUACUGAUGCACAAAUCUCGGUGCCGUUGCCUUUAGCUGAACCUCUGAAAGUUGCCAUAAUCAGAGAAGAGGGUAGCAAUGGGGACAGAGAGAUGGCUGCUGCAUUCUCAUUGGCUGGAUUCCAGACCUGGGAUGUCAAUAUGGAAGAUCUUGCUACAGAAAGAAUAUCUCUGUCAGCAUUUAGAGGCGUUGCUUUUGUUGGUGGAUUCAGUUAUGCUGAUGUUUUAGGGUCAGCAAAAGGUUGGGCUGCGACUGUGAAGUUUAACAAAGUGGUCCAGAAGGAAUUUGCAGCUUUCCGAUCUCGACCUGAUACAUUCAGUUUUGGGGUGUGCAAUGGAUGCCAACUUAUGGCCCUGUUGGGAUGGGUAGCACCUGAUCAUACAGAAGAUGGUGAUUCUCAGGGCUUACUGCUGGAUCAUAAUAUCUCUGGGAGAUUUGAAUCCAGGUUCACAACAAUCCAGGUGGAAGCCUCUCCUGCCAUUAUGCUGCAAGGCAUGGAGGGCACUACCUGGGGAAUGUGGGUUUCUCAUGGAGAAGGUCGCCUGGUUUUCAAGAAACCUGAGAUUCAAAGUGAGAUUGAGUCCAGCAAGCUUGUUCCGAUACGCUAUGUGGAUGAUAAUGGUUCAGCGACUGAGGUCUACCCAUUCAACCCUAACGGAUCCCCUGCUGGCAUCGCUGGUGUUUGUUCACCAGACGGCAGACAUCUUGCCGUCAUGCCUCACCCAGAACGCUGUAUUUGGGCUUGGCAGUGUCCGUGGAUGCCCACCGAGUUCAGAAGUCAGCUUAAAUGUUCGCCAUGGAUGACAAUGUUUAAGAAUGCCUAUAAGUGGUGCACAAAUAACGCAAAUUAA